Messenger RNA from Triplophysa dalaica, 3456 nucleotides. It is a transcript of the gene mdh1b, whose product is annotated as malate dehydrogenase 1B, NAD (soluble). Lineage: Eukaryota; Metazoa; Chordata; Actinopteri; Cypriniformes; Nemacheilidae. Bases 38 to 1486 code for a protein of 482 amino acids. Gene Ontology annotation, biological process: malate metabolic process; tricarboxylic acid cycle; oxaloacetate metabolic process. Gene Ontology annotation, molecular function: L-malate dehydrogenase (NAD+) activity. The transcript has 9 exons. The record is from RefSeq and is a predicted model, not a curated record.
UAGCAACAUUAGACGCUUUAGUGGACGUUUCGUAAACAUGGCUAAGUUUGUUCUUGCGGGCAAAGCUGAUUGUCCUUAUUACGCAAAGGCUGAACUUCUUGCAGAUGUGCUGCGACAAAAACUGCCCGACUUUCACAUCCACAAGAUUUGUGUGCAUCCAACUGAUUGGAAGGUGUGGCUGGAGGACACAUGUGCAUUAAAUGGCUGGAAGCAUUCGAGUUCUCCUAUAGUAUGGAGGGAGUUGGUGGAUCGUGGUGGGAAAGGCAUGCUUCUUGGUGGAUUCAGUGAUUUUCUUGAGCAUGCACAGGGUUAUUAUGGCAUCACCUCAGAUAUGACCUCUGAUCUGAUGCUAAAAAUUGCAGCGGAGAAUCUUCAAACGAAAGAACUGUGCAUGCAGGAGGAAUUUCAAAGAUGCAGCUCACUCACACCACUACACGUAUGGAUCAGCAGUGCACUGAACCCGGUCUCCUACAGCCUCAUUCCUCAGUUAUUCACAUCAAGACUGUUCCCAAAUUCCCCAACCAUCAGUCUUCACCUCCUUGAUAUUGACGGCUCUGUGGAGCAGUUACAGGAGCUCAAGAUCGAGACGGAAGACCUCGCGCUACCUCACCUCCAUGAGGUCACCAUCCAUUCAGACCAAACACUACUGUUUCAGCAAGCCCACUUCAUCAUCUUUCUGGAUGACCCGCUCUCAAAACGUGACAGUAAUGAUGAGCGGGAUAACAAGGAGCACGGGGUGAGCCGGGUGGCAGAACGUUUUCGUUGCUAUGGGCAACUCAUUGAGGCAAAUGCACAAAAAGACGUGAGAGUGCUGGUGGCAGGAGAUGUUUUUAUUAAUCUGAAAUGCACGCUGCUGAUAGAGAACGUGCCCUCGGCCGACCCGUACAACUUUGUGGCGAUGGCAACGCAACUGGAGUGUGAAGCGAAAGCUCAGCUCGCACAGAAGUUAGCAGUGAAGACAACAGACAUCACAAACAUCAUCAUAUGGGGAAACAUCACCGGCAAUUGCUACAUUGACCUACAGAAGGCGGCGGUUUUCAGAUAUGAUGGUGCUGUUUGGGGACCAGAUAGUUUUUCUCAACCAGUCUUGGAGAUGAUUUACGAUCGGAAAUGGCUGGAGACAGAUUUUCUGAGAUUAGUACGUGAACGUCGUGCCACAAUUUCAUCAAAGACCAGCAAAGCCACAAGCGUGUCAACCACCAACGGGAUAUUGGCAGUUUUAAGAGCCUGGAACAAUGAUACCUCUGCAGAUGAAUUCUUCUCAUUGGGUGUAUACAGCACAGGACAGUUUGGUAUACCAGAAGGUUUGGUGUUUUCCAUGCCUGUGAGUUUCAGAGCCGGUCAAUGGUCACCUCGACUGGAUGUUUCUGUGACAGAUGAGCUGAAGGCAGAGCUUGAGGCUUGUACUGAUGAACUUAAAACAGAGAGGCAUAUUGCAGGUGGAGUACGGAAGGAACGCGUGUCUGAUGAUUCACUUCAUCAAUGAAAACGUGAUGAUUUCAAUAAGAAUGGAAUUUUUAAAGCUUUGUGUUUUUUCUUUGUAAAUAUACAGCCACUGAAUACAUGAAGAAAGCUCCAAAUUGUAAUUUAAUCAUCAUUUCUACAUGUAUCAAACCAAAUUAAAAGCAAACCUUAGUAGUGACAAAGCCCAAUAGUGAAUAUGUGAAAGACUGAGACAAGAUGCAUGAACGCUGUGAUUAAAAAGAAGUCUUAUUCCAUCAAAUAUUCAUUUUUGAAACAUUGGCUGCUACUGUAUCGGCACAAAACUAAUGAAUUCUAGCAACAUUUGAAAUACAUCCACUCUCCAAAACCUCACUUUCUGAGGACCAUCUGCCGUGUCCUCUGUUGCCAGCUCACCACAUGUCCUCACGAACCGCAGGUCAACGAUGGCGGCCUUACCUCAUGUGACCUUCAUGCCUGGCUACACCUCCGAAAAAGCAUGAAAGGCCAGAGGCUAGAGAUGGAGAUCAUCCAAUACUAAAUAAUUCUAUCAAAAUAGUGAGAACAUUCAAAUUAUUUUAAAAUGAAAAUAAAACAUGUGAAGUUGAAAACUAGAAAAGACAUAUUGAGAAAAAAAAUUCAGACCAGACCGACCAUUCAACAAUACGCUUAGUGAAAUGCCAAGUGCUUUUUAUAGAGCGUAAAGCAGUAACAGCAUGAGCAAAACACAAUCACUUCUACACAAACAUGAUGUCUCCGAAUUCUUUUAAAACACAAGACUCUCGGAAUCGGAUGCUUGUGGGGAUCUACAUAAAAAGCAAAAAGCACUCCAACCAGAGAAAUGACUGUGAAAAAAAAACACUUUUUGACACAGUGUCCUAACCAGGCGUGAUAUGCUUCAGGUUUCCAGCGGCAAGCAAUCGUUCCACAUUAAAGCAAACCUGAAAAUCUGCGAUGUUUCAUUUUGGACCAAUGAUAUUUCACAAUAUGAGCAAUUUAAUUAGAAACAUAGAAUCAAAGCAAUUGACAAAAAAUACUCUCUUUUGUUCUCAAUUAUUCUGAAAGAGAUUUAAUAACUUGUAUUUUUUAUGACGUCACACCUGGUUAGCUCGCUGUGUAUGAGUUCAAUUCAACUUUCCACUUUGAGGAAUGUGAACAAGCAACGAGCAUAUCUCCAGAACGUCUAUUUUAAAAGAUGUGUACAAUGUUACAGGCCAUUUAAUAUAUACAAUGGUUUUAUAUACACGUCUCCAGUUUAAAAGAUAUUUCCCUUUUGCGUGAUAAGUAAUUGAAAAAUAUAUUAUAUAUAUAUUGGAUCAUAAAAUCCUAUAUUCAUUAAGUGCCACACAAAACGGUCACCGAGACUCUGAAACUGACAUAAUGGCAAACAUUUUCAGUUUGGGCUCAUUGAUUUGUAGAAAUAUAUGUUGGGCAUAUAUCGCCUACAUGUCACAAAUGUAAACAAAGCUCAAUGAUUCCCUCUACAAAUUUGAAUUUCGAUUGGAAAAAGGGAAAAUUAAUUCAGUCAAGCCCAUGCACAAACUCCUCCCACAGAAACUCAAGCAUAUCUGUUGAAAUGCUAUUUCAGGGAAUCUGUGACCACGUGAUGUGAUUCUUUACAAUGCAAUGGAAAUCAUUUGGCAUGGUUAUGAAAAUUCAGAGGUCCUUCAAAAAUCAAGCAUGUACACAAACAAAUCAUACAAGUGUCAUAAUAUAUUUAACCUGAAUAGAAAUAUAUUAUGUUAGGAUUCAAUUCUAACAUGUUUAAUUAAAGCAAGAACGGCUAAAUAAGUGUGUGCUACUAUUCCGUGCGCUGCAUUCACAAUCAUGUUGUGCGUAAAUUCAACAAGUUCAUAGAUUACUUUCCAAGACGCAAAAAGUAAAUGGCACAGUCCAAUAUUUAUUUCAUCGAGACUACUUUCGGAAACUGGUUACGUAACAUCUACAAAGCCCAAUUUAUUCAACGUUUACGUUUUUAAAAUCUUGCUUUAAAUUCUUCUAGGUUUUGCCAUCCCA